This is a messenger RNA of Lasiodiplodia theobromae, 876 nucleotides long. RefSeq names its product Cytochrome b5. Bases 1 to 876 code for a protein of 291 amino acids. The transcript has 3 exons. Gene Ontology annotation, molecular function: ferrous iron binding; oxidoreductase activity, acting on single donors with incorporation of molecular oxygen; zinc ion binding. The record is from RefSeq and is a predicted model, not a curated record. Lineage: Eukaryota; Fungi; Ascomycota; Dothideomycetes; Botryosphaeriales; Botryosphaeriaceae.
AUGACUACGAAUAUCACUCCCGUGCAUUUCUUCUCUCAUGGCUCGACGAUGAUGCUGGGCGAGGAGUCCGAGGCCGCGACCUACUGGAAGAAAUGCGGCGACGACGCCCUCGCGCACGGGAUCAAGGGCAUCGUAAUGAUGGGCGCCCACUGGGACGCCGACGGCGACCGCGUCGAAGUCGCCAUGAACCCCACCCCCAACAAAUCCCCCGUCGCCUACGUACACCCAGACAAAUACCAACACUACGCCCUGAACCCGGACCUCCCCACCGGCGAACGCUGCCUCUCGCUGCUGCGCGCGGCUGGCUUCCGCAACGCCGAAGGCAACCCCAACUUCGACUGGAUCCACGACACGUACCUAAUCCUAAUCCGCAUGUUCCCCGGCGGGUGCCCGCCAACCACCUUGAUCUCGAUGAACGCGCGCUUCGACCCGCACUACCACGUCAAGAUCGGGGCGGCGCUGCGGCCGCUGCGCAAGGAAGGUUACCUGCUGAUCGGGUCGGGCGGCGCCGUGCACAACCUGUACCGCAACGUCUGGGCGCCCAUGGUCAAGUACUCGGACAACUUUGCGCAGCCGACGCCGCCCGAGGCGUGGGCGCUCGACUUCCGCCAGAGCGUCGAGGAUGUGUUUCGCAACAACAGCGGGCCCGACCUCCGCAGGGCGUUGACGCGGUUGAUGAAGCAUCCGCAGUAUCGCGAUGCGCAGGGCACGGAUGACCAUUUCAUGGCGCUCAUGUUCGUUGCUGGCGCGGCGGGGGAUGAGGAGGAUAGGGGCCAGUAUGGGAGGUUGAUGGCUGAGACGUGGGAAUUGACGAAUAUGGCCAACUCACAGUUCACCAUCGGGACUUGGCCAAAUGCAGUUGCAGCUUCUGCCUGA